CGAUCAAGAACACUAGAGGCAGACUGGAAGAGAGGCAGACAUGACAAAGGGAGAUUUGUCAUAAACUGGGUGCGACUGGGUCACAGCCUGUACUUGCACAGUGCACAGUUUGAAACUUAUGAACCAUUUAUUUCUGCAAUUUUCUGUCCUCAGGAAACUGCAGAUAACAGAAACCACGGUAACUGAAACCGCGGAUAUGGGGGUCCCACUGUAUUUCACCUUACACAAGUCUACAGUGAAAUGAAAAGCUUUCACAUGGGUUCACAGUCAUUGAGAAUACAGGAGACAUAAGGUGAAUUAAGGCUGAAUGCCUGAAUGGACAGAGUGAUGUUCAAUUGAGGUUCUAUAAUAUUAAUCCCUGUUUGAUUUGCCUAUUCGGAGCAUUUAUCUUCCUGCUUCAGGCGCGAGUGACAAUUCCUCACUGACCUUUGGGAUUAUUGUAAAACUUCAGUCUUCAGUGAGGGGCUACAGUCAGGAUAGGUAACUCAUUAACGCCAUUAUUGUCAUGUGAGAGUGCUUAGCCUAAGAGCAGAAGCCAGGUGGGUCUGGAGCAGGAAGGACUCGCAGAAAGCAAACAGGAGUACACCCACCUGCUGAAGCCAUAGCCCCAGUUUUCAACCAGGCAGUUGCCUGGUGACGGAAGCCAUAGCAGAAUGGAUCUGGCCGACGAUUACACGUCACCAUUCAAUUUCGAACAAGGUGUAAACACCAGUUACCUGUACCUGUCACCCACUGUGAGCUUAACACAACCAGGGUCACCGGGAUCACCAUUAAGAGAAGCGCCAACGCCAGACUCCGCCCCAGAAUUGGGAGAGGGUGCCGUUUCUACUGUGGCCACAUGUGUUAGUGCCAUAGGCCUGGAGGAUCAAGAGGAGUUGCACAGUCAGCUUGCCAAGGUGGAAGAUGAAAUACAGGCUCUCGGUCAGGUCUUAGCUUCCAAAGAGAAGAGAGUUGCUGAGAUCAAGAGAAAGUUGGGCAUCACUCCCCUUAAUGAGCUCAAGCAGAACAUCACCAGAAACUGGCAUGAAGUCACCACAUCCACUGCCUAUAAGAAAACCUCAGAGUCACUGAGCCACGCUGGAGAGAGAGCCACUGCAGCCUUUUCCAGUGUGGGCCUUGCUAUAAGCAGAACACUGGAAGACGUCAGGAAUACUGCUGCAUUCAAGUCAAUCGAAGGAAAAGUGGAAUAUUUGAAGACCAAGAUGAGCCUCACGACAUCAACAGGUCCUGAACUGCAGGACCAGGAUGAAACCAGGGGAGCCGCUGGUGGAGAGCUGCCAUAGAGACCUCUGCUUCAUGACGCAUGCUUGCCCUAAAGGGCAGAGCAGGAAAUCGAACUCUCGGCCCCGUCAUUUUACACUUACGACGAUGUAAAUCGGUUUGCAUUGGAAUUGGCAUUUUGUAUAUAGACUGUUGUGCUUUAUUGGUGUAGUCAAAAAAUAUUGUGUUCGUGAAACCAGAGCCAUUUGUAGAGCUUGCAAGCGUGGGAAGUGGUGAAAAUUAGCCUUGAAAUUUUCAGUGAGUAGAUGCAGCCGCCUUAGAUGUAACUCUUUAUUGCAACUGAAGAGAACUUGGGUAAAAAUGGUCCAGACGACUCUGACCAUAACCUUUCGUAAGUGCCUCAUAUGGCAGCUGAAGAAAGCUGAAGUCCCACACGGUGCACCCCCCCAGGAGUGAAACACCAGUGCUGGUCAGUUUUUUAAAGACUUGGACCUGCUUUGCAUUUUUUUUUCACUAUCAACCCUUAAGGAACAUAGUUGAACUCAUGCUGUACUUAUCACAAGAGAGCCUGUAGCACACUGGUUUUGCAGUUAGACCAUAAACCUUUAAUGAAUUAUUGAAUAGUUUUCUAAAGAUGUUCUCGGUAAGCUAAUUUGGUGCUCAGUGAGCAUGCACUUAUCUCCAGGGGACAUUAGGCUGCCGGGUCUGUGAUCAAAAGGUUGCUGGUUCAAAUCCCCCAGCAGCAAGAGUGAUAUACACUCCUAACCCUUAAUUGCUCCUAGCACAGGCCGAUCCUGCUGUCUCGAAAUGUAUUCUGUUUUUGUAUAAAACAUCUGCUAAAGCUGAACGAUUUAUCUCUGGUGAUAAUAAGAGUGGUUGCACAAGGCCUUUAACCCCAAUUACUCCUCUGACUGCUUGACCCUGCUGUCUCGCUUAUACAUACGUUUGGGGAAAAAAGCCUUUGUUAAAUAAAGUCAUAUGGAGCACAAAGCAACUCUUUGCUUAGGCCUAUAAUUGAAGCUCUGAGGUUUCUUAUUUAAUACAUGAAAAGAGGCACAAGGAUGGAGUUUGUUAUGAGGAAACCGUGGGCAGAAACGGAUUCAAAAUCCUCUGCAGGUUUUUAUUUCAGAUUUAGGCUUUUUAAAAAUGAAUAUUUCCACUUAACUGACAAAUAACAACAGCAACAAAUUGAUUGUUGUGUGGCGCAGUUUCACGACAUUACAUCGUCUCAAAGCGCUUUACAGCAUCCGCACCCAAAGCCCCCAGUGAGUAAUCCAAAGGCGACAGUGGCAAGGAAAAACUCCCAAGAAGGAAGAAACCUUGGGAGGGACUAGACUCAAAGGGGGAGCCCAUCCUCCAGGGGCCGGCAGGGAGAGUCAAAUAGGAGAGAUGGUUAAGUGCCAAGUCACGCUGUCCAAGUCAUGAGAUUUAAGAAAUAACUGGAGAGCAGGGGGGAGAUGACAAGCCGGUGCCGACUCUCCUUCCAAUUGCCAGGCAACCAGAAGUAAGGCAGCGGGUCCUACAUGGAAGAUGACACAGGCAGAAGGGCGAGCUGGAUGCAGGGACGUCACUGAUGGUGGCGACGUCACAUGCAGCAGGGUGUGCUGGACAUCUUGAUUGACUGAGGUCUCCAGGCAGCACCCCCCAGGAGGAGUAGGGGAAAUACAAUGUGCAAUUAGUCAAAGUAGGGGAGGAUAUAGGCAGUGCUAACAGCUAGGUGAGUGCAGUACGAAACUAAAUAAAGCAUUACUAGUCUUUUUAUGAUGACGUUUGGACUGACAAUAAUAAAGAAUGAUCAACAUCGUUAGUGCUUCCUUUCCCACUUUUAGAGGACUGUGCUUGUGUGUUUCCGGCCACAAACGUGGGCUCAGGUAGACUGCUGUGUCUAUAAAACACCCCCAUUCUGUUCGGUUCCCGGCCUCCUGCCCGAUGUUUUUUGAGCUGGGAUCCAGCCAUGACAUCUGCUGAGUGGUUAUGGAAAGUACUACAGGGAUUUCUUUUGAUUUCUUUUGCGACAGAAGGGUUAUGAUGUGUCACAUAUAAAAACAAUAUAGAACUGGUAGUUUCACUAGAAUAUAUGCUCUUAUGAUACGUUGUUGCAUUAACUUAUGAAACAUCUACAGUGAGUGGCACCAUAAAAUGUGUCUGUAUAUUUGAUCAGGACAUGUGGUCAACUUUGACCUAACAGAUCCUGAAAUGAAUGAAAUUGUUGGCAUGGUGGUGCCUUGUGCUGCAGUAUCUCCCCUUUCCAGUGUCAUUUCAAUCAGUCUUGGACCCCCAGAGGGUUUUUUCUGUUCUCCUUACUUAGGAGUUUCUGGUUCUUCUCCUCCAUUCUCUCCUGGCAUUCAUUCAUUCAUUCAUUCAU
Brienomyrus brachyistius is the source of this 3586-nucleotide messenger RNA. It is a transcript of the gene tpd52, whose product is annotated as tumor protein D52. The coding region runs from base 654 to 1283 and encodes 209 amino acids. Lineage: Eukaryota; Metazoa; Chordata; Actinopteri; Osteoglossiformes; Mormyridae. Gene Ontology annotation, cellular component: cytoplasm. Gene Ontology annotation, biological process: B cell differentiation. The transcript is spliced from 6 exons. The record is from RefSeq and is a predicted model, not a curated record.